Molecule: messenger RNA, 8083 nt
Organism: Erinaceus europaeus (western European hedgehog)
Lineage: Eukaryota; Metazoa; Chordata; Mammalia; Eulipotyphla; Erinaceidae
Gene: PROX1
Product: prospero homeobox 1
Exons: 5
Coding region: 381-2612 (743 amino acids)
Biological process (GO): regulation of transcription by RNA polymerase II
Cellular component (GO): nucleus
Molecular function (GO): DNA-binding transcription factor activity, RNA polymerase II-specific; RNA polymerase II cis-regulatory region sequence-specific DNA binding
Source: RefSeq, a predicted model, not a curated record
CCCCGCGUCCCGGCCGGCGAUUGGGCGGCGGGCCGAGGACGUCAGCCAGACUGUGACGUGAGCCUUCCUGUUUCCUUCGGCGGAGUCUUAAAGUCAAUCUUGCGGGCGCAGCUCAGCCGCGAGCGGACCAGCCCGCACCGCCGGCCCCGGGUCCGAGCCGCCCGCCCGGAGCAGCCCCGCGCGCCGCCCCGCGGGACUCGGGAGCCGCGGUCCCCGCCCUGCACCCCGCGCCCCGGUCCCCGCGCCCCGGCCCCCGCGCCCCGAGAUGCGCGUCCAGGCGGCGGCGCCGCGUCCCUGAGCCCCGCGCUCCGCAGGUCCCGGGAUUCUUGAGUUGCGCCCAGCUGACGAGCUUUUGAAGAUGGCACAAUAACUGUCCAGUGAUGCCUGACCAUGACAACACAGCCCUCUUAAGCCGGCAAACCAAGAGGAGAAGAGUUGACAUUGGAGUGAAAAGGACGGUGGGGACGGCGUCUGCGUUUUUCGCGAAGGCCAGAGCAACGUUCCUCGGUGCCAUGAAUCCCCAGGGCGCGGAGCAGGACGUGGAGUACGCCGUGGUCCAGCACGCAGACGGGGAGAAGUCCAACGUGCUGCGCAAGCUGCUGAAGAGGGCGAACUCUUACGAGGAUGCCAUGAUGCCUUUCCCAGGAGCGACUAUCAUUUCCCAGCUGUUGAAAAAUAACAUGAACAAAAAUGGUGGCACGGAGCCCAGCUUCCAAGCCAGCGGCCUCUCCAGCACGGGCUCCGAGGUGCAGCAGGAGGACGUGUGCAGCAACUCUUCUCGAGACAGCCCCCCCGAGUGCCUCUCCCCGUUCGGCAGGCCCGCCCUGGGCCACUUCGACGUGGACCGCUUCUGCGACGAGCACCUGCGGGCCAAGCGGGCCCGCGUGGAGAACAUCAUCCGGGGCAUGAGCCACUCGCCCAGCGUGGCGCUGCGGGGCCAGGACGGCGAGCGGGAGGGGGCCCCGCGGCCCUCCAGCCCCCGCGACAGCUACCGGGAGAACAAACGCAAGCAGAGGCUGCCUCAGCAGCAGCAGCAGAGUUUCCAGCAGCUGGUGUCAGCCCGCAAGGAGCAGAAGCGGGAGGAGCGGCGGCAGCUGAAGCAGCAGCUGGAAGACAUGCAGAAGCAGCUGCGGCAGCUGCAGGAGAAGUUCUACCAGAUCUACGACAGCAGCGACUCGGACAUCGAGGGGGACGGCGACCUGUCGGAGGGCAGCCUGCGCUCCGGGAGCCUGGAGGCCCGUGCCCGCGGCUCGGUGGGCCGCUCGGACACCGAGCUGUGCGAGCUGGACCCCGGACACUUCCUGGACCGGGCCCGGGCCCUGCUGCGCGAGCAAGAGCUGGCGGAGAACAAGCCCGAGAGGGAGGGUGGCCCCCGGGAGCGCGCGGAGCACCCGGCCGCCCUGCAGCCCCCCGAGGGCAAGCACCUCGCCGAGACGCUCAAGCAGGAGCUCAACACGGCCGUGUCGCAGGUGGUGGACACGGUGGUCAAGGUGUUCGCCGCCAAGCCGGCCCGCCAGCCGCCGCAGGUGUUCGCGCCCCUCCAGAUGCCCCAGGCCCGCUUCGCCGUCAACGGUGACCACCACGACUUCCACACGGCCAACCAGCGGCUGCAGUGCUUUGGCGACGUCAUCCUCCCUACGACGCUGGACACCUUUGGCAGCGUGCCCAUGCCGGCCGCCGCCGCCGCCGCCGCCGCCGACCAGACCGAGGCCCUGCCCCUGGUGGUCCGCAAGAACUCGUCCGACCAGCCGGCUCCCGGGCCCCCCGCCGGCGGCCACCACCAGCCCCUGCACCAGUCGCCGCUGUCGGCCACCGCCGGCUUCACCGCGUCCACCUUCCGCCACCCCUUCCCCCUGCCCCUGAUGGCCUACCCGUUCCAGAGUCCCCUGGGUGCUCCCGCCGGCUCCUUCUCGGGCAAAGACAGGGCCUCUCCCGAAUCCUUGGACCUGACGAGGGAGACGGCCGGUCUGAGGACCAAGAUGUCAUCCCACCACCUGAGCCACCACCCCUGCUCGCCUGCACACCCGCCCGGCGCGGCCGAGGGGCUGUCUCUGUCGCUCAUCAAGUCGGAGUGCGGAGACCUGCAGGACAUGUCUGAGAUCUCGCCCUACUCGGGGAGCGCAAUGCAGGAAGGACUCUCUCCCAACCACCUGAAAAAAGCAAAGCUUAUGUUUUUUUAUACCCGCUAUCCCAGCUCCAACAUGCUCAAGACCUACUUCUCGGAUGUCAAGUUCAACAGGUGCAUCACCUCCCAGCUCAUCAAAUGGUUCAGCAACUUCCGGGAGUUCUACUACAUCCAGAUGGAGAAGUAUGCCCGGCAAGCCAUCAACGACGGCGCGGCCAGCAGUGAGGAGUUGUCCAUCACCAGAGACUGUGAGCUGUACCGUGCCCUCAACAUGCACUACAACAAAGCCAAUGACUUUGAGGUCCCAGAGAGAUUCCUAGAAGUUGCACAGAUCACGUUACGGGAGUUUUUCAAUGCCAUUAUCGCGGGCAAAGACGUGGACCCUUCCUGGAAGAAGGCCAUAUACAAGGUCAUCUGCAAACUGGAUAGUGAAGUCCCUGAGAUUUUCAAGUCCCCUAACUGCCUCCAAGAGCUGCUUCACGAGUAGGAAACAAACCCCUGCUCGUCUCGUCGACGGAUGGGUGGCAGCCGUCCCCCUGGCUGUCCUGCUGCUGUCUAGCUGCUGGUUCUGUGUGUAUGUGUUUGGGAGGCGUGAGGGUGUUAUGAAGUCAGCUGGUGAUUCCUCCUUGCCCCCGUCCCUUCAUUUUCUUUCUAUCUUUUUUUUUUUUCCACUUGCAAGGGGAUGGUUAUCCUCCUGCCGCCUCUAGUUGCUUCUGCCCAAGGCCCUUAACAGUCGGAGAUGGAGAGCAGAGGGUUCAUUUUUCAGGGAGAAAGAAGGCCCCGCGGGUCUGUGGUCUGUGUGAGCAGAGGAGGCUCUCGGCAAAGAGGUUCUGCUUGGUCGGCGGGUCACCGCCAGUGGCUGCGGGCAGGGGGAGGCCCAGGGUGCACCGUCCGCUGAGUCCUGAGGAGUCUCUUAACCAUUACUUGAAGGUUGGAAGACUCAAUGCAGCCGCUUCAUUAACUGAAAUGCAGUCCUGGGUGUGAACUCCUCAGUGGGUGAAAUGUUUAACAAGAAUGCCAAUGGCAGAUGAACGAGUCAACUUUUCACAUGUACCUACUGGGGGCGGGGGGAAGACCUGAACUAAAAGAAAGACAAAAAAUGCUUAACAGCUGGCAAUCUCUUCUCAGAGAAAUGUCAGACGCACCCAUUUCUUACUGACGGCAAAGCAGUUUUGCACAAAACCGACUCUUUUGAGACGAGGUUCAAAACAAACAAACAAACAAACAGAAAUGUCGCUCUCUCUCAGAUUUCAGUUGGGUUGGUCUCCCGGUCAGCGUGUGUUGGGGUCUCCCCUGUGGAGAAACCCCUGCAUCUUGUUAGCUCUUUUUCUGUUCAUCUCCUUUCAGGGAUUAAAAGGCAUCUCCAUUUCCAUUUCACUCCUUGCUCAACUUUGAAUGCUUAUAAAGAAUUGGUUUUUUGUUGUUGUUGUUGUUGUUCAACAUUUAAUGCCUUCCCCCACUGGCCCCCCUCAGAAAAAAAAAGAAAGAAAGAAAGAGAAGAGAAGGUCUUCUGUUUUCCAAGUACCUUCCUGGAGUAGAGAGCACAGGACAUCUUGGUCUGAGUACUCAGUUCCUGCCGACAGCAGGACAGCCGCGAGCUGGCUCUGUCUUCACCUCCCAAGAGAGGUGUGUGUGCGGACACCCUCGUCUCCCAAACAACCCCACACUACGGUCGCGGCUAUGCCGACUGACUGUCUUGACUAAGUGUUUCUCCAUUUUUAGGUCCAGCACUGUGAAGUGCUGACUGAUAAAAGUCUCUUCUAAAUGAGAAGUGAGCAUGGACGGCACAGGAGCCCUGGGGAGUUAACCCCACAGACUCGACUUCAGUGCACAGAGGCCUAGUGGCUGUUGCAUGCUUUCCUUGACGGUUCUUCUCUCUUUUUUCUUUUUCCCCUUCUAUUAUCUUUCCAGUUUUUCCUUUUUUUUUUUUCCAAAGGCCCACAAAUGCCUUGACUCUGCUUUUCCCAAGUCCUGUGGCUAGCUUUUACGCUGGGUGUUUUAGUCGGCGGCUUUUACAGCAAGUGCAGACGCAGCAAGAAUUCCGUGUUCACCCAGACCCUGGCCUCAACUUUGGGUGAGUUGAGAGACACUUCCACAGACCACUCAGAGACAGACCUGGCUUUGGGACCACAGAUACCGUUCUCCCUUCAUUUUUGUCGACACUGCCUUUGACCAGAGAGCCUGCAGCCCGGCCCCUGUGACUCGCUGGCCCAGUGCUUUGUCACCUGACCUCAUUUUGUAAUUCUGCUGAUGGACAGGGACGGGCCGGGGCACUCACUGUCAGCACAAAGCCUUCAAGCCUGCUGACUUCAAAUUAAACGGCCCAGUUCCCUGAUGCCGCCUCAUUCUGGAGGCUGGACCUCUCACAGUGUAGACAGAGCAAGGCUACCAGCUUUGCUUCAGCCUAGCUGAGCACAGUCUGGCUCUCUGGCCCUAGAACCAGCAGGUCCAAUUGUUCUUGUUCUGGCUAACUUAGAGGAAAACUAAAAGACCUCUCUCCAGACAGCCAUGGCAUUGGGGUCACAUGCAAGCCACCCCUCCCCCAGCCUAGUCAGCACGAGGUAGGGAAGCUAUCACACACACACACACACACACACACACACACACACACACACACACACACACUGUGGGCACACUCUUGGGCCCUGCUGUGCAUGAAGGAGGGAGUGUAACAGCCACUGCUCACACCUCUCUGGGUCUGGGUUGUUCUGUGCAAUCCCACCAGCUCCAUGCUACCAUUUACAAAGAAACCAGCUACUGAGGAGUGUGUAGCUCUGGGCACAGCUGGCUGGGAGCUUCCUGCCUUGGGCACCUGCAGAGUGGGUACCAAGCCUGUUUGGCUACCUGGGGAUCUUUUGGCUACCUUCCCCGCUGAACAGACAAACGAGAAGGAGUGUGUUCACAGCCAAAUGUUGAUGAUCCUGAUCUCAAUGAUCUCUUCCCCAAACUCGGUGGGUGAGGCGGAGGGGGGCUUGUGAGUUGAGGAGGGAUACCCCCCAUUUGUUCCAGAAAGGUGAUCUUCCCCUUCUGACAGUCCUGGAACCUCGUGCCGGCCCGUGCAUCGUUAGAUGGCAGAAGCCAAAGUCUCUUCCAACCUGCGUGCAACUGGUUAGCUCCCAGUCACCAGCUUUCAAACUUUUAGCUCCACUUCACUCAGUGGGAACUGGGCACUUGGGAGAGAGUGACUUUUCUAAGAACCAGGAGAGACAGUUUGCAUGGGGAAGUGUGUAUGUGUGUGUGGGGAGGGGAGGGGGACGAGUCAGAGGCUAAAUUUCAUGUUGAAAUAUGACUUUGCUGUAUGUUUCCUGCGAAUCCUAAGUGACGUUGUGCAUAUACACUUGAGGUGAUAGCCUGUGCCUAGACCUGAAAAAUGCACCAGCAAAGGGAUUCUUUAGAAAAAAAAGAAAAAUCCUUCAAAAUACCAGUAUUUUCCCCACAAGUACAAUUGUUCUUCUGCCUUCUGUGGCUUUGAUUUCUUUUUUCUAACCACUAGAUUUCUUUUUCCUGCCUGUUUGACAUUGACAUGACAUUGAUAGCUAUGCAUUCUUUUGUGUCUUUUUAAAACUAAGCGGGAGAAUACGUUUUUUGAAGAAGAGAAUUUUUAGAACAGUUUGAUACCGCAAAUUAUUUUUUUCCUCAAUUGUGUGAGAGCAGUGUUCGAGUUUUGAGAGUUCUUGUAGAAUCUGAUUUUUGGUAACUGUGGUGCAGACCUUGUUGCUCUCUUAGCCUAAUGAAAAGUAGUCUAGAAGCAGUAUUUCAUGCCAUGUGCUAUAUCUGUGUGGGGAGGUGUGAGCUUAAACACGUGUGCACGUGUGUAAAAUCCUACAUGUGUGUGUGCGUGUUAAGUGGGAAGCUUACUUGCCUUUUCCUAUCUAGAGUUAAGGACUUAUUUUAGACAUCUGUUACAUUUUGUGAAAAGAAUGUUCUAUUUGCAACAAGGAAACACUGAAUUCUUACUGUGUCUCUCUGGCUGUUGAGUGAGAACGCUUGACAUCGCCCAGUGAGACAGUGGGAGGAGGCCAGAGUGUAGUCACUGAGGAGAUGCUUACCCACAUAUUCCUCAAGUUCUUUGCUUCGUGCCCCUGAGUUCUCCUUCAUUAAGGUGUUUUGUUUGUAGAUCUUUGCUGCUGUGCUAGAACUGUGGGUGAAUGUCAUUUUUAUAAAUCAUAAAAAAAAAAAUCCACCACAAAACAGAAACACUAAAGCGAGAGGGGACUUUUUGAUGAAGCGAUGUAAAUAUAGUGACCUCGUGGCUGGUGUGAGUGAAGGCACGAGGUUUGAAUGGCUCCGUCGUCACCGCAUCUUUUGCAUUUAUUAGGACUCUUCAGUGACGGGACCCACAGGCUGAAAGCAUUCUUGAGAAACCCUACUCUCUACUUUUCAAAGAUAACAGUCUCUUUCAUCAGAUGUCAAGGGCAAGCGAAAGGAAUGUAGUUUCUGUAUAUUUAUGAGAAUUUCUUUUCUAUGGACAUGAAGACAUUGAGUAUCUACCCCCCCCUCCCAGCACACGCACACGCACACGCGCACACACACAAGACUGAGUCAUAAAGACUCAGGGGGCUUUAAAAGACCGCAUGGCUCCCUAGAAACAGUCAUAACUUCAUCCAAGGAAAAAGGGUUCCCAGACUCCCAGACUCCCUGGCAAGCAGCAGUGUCUCUGUGAAGGCCGAGCAACACCAGAGUGACCUCUUUGCCAUGUAUAUUAUAGGAUAUCUGUUUGGUGUGAAUAGCCCCCAUGUUCCCUUCUGGUACAAACUCUGUGUUUGCAAGCUGUAAGAAGCGUGGUUUUCUAAAAGCGCGACACCCCCCCCCCUUAAAGAAUGUAACUGGUUUCUCUGAAUAAGCAGUUACUGUGUUGCACUUAAAAUGUUUUGUUGGAGGAAUGCAGUUUUGUUUUCUGUAGACCUGUAAAUUACCCAUGAAACUCAAGUGAAAAUGCCCUGGUCAGAGCUGGGACUCGCACUGGCCUUUUCACCUUUGCAUCUUGUUCAGAUCCCCUGCUAGGAUGUAACAGAGCCGGGGAGGGAGAGUCUGAGCUUUGAGUCUUUCCCACUGAGCCCCAUCUUGAAUCUGACACCCCUUGAGAUCUGAGAACAUGAACUGGAAGGGCGGAUGGAUGCGCCAUAUUCUCUUCCUCCACAUAGCUGGAGGAAGGAAUCACGAUAAAAAUCAAAGUCAUACGUUACCACGUUGACAUGCAAAUUAGAAAAAAAAAAGUCAGUGUGUUUGGGGUUGGUCUCAGUGCUAACUGGGAGAAGCAAAGGCCAAGGCUUCCCUGAUACUGUCCCAGCCAUUUCCCGUGUGUAUAUAGUAUGAACCGUGACAAACACUGCCUUUAUAUUAUUUAGCAAUAUGUUGUAAAUAGCAUUGUUAAGCUCUUUUUUUGUAAUAAAGACCCUUUGAUUUGAAUAUAGUACAAUAACCGAACUGAUAAAGUCAACUUUUGAUUUUUUUUUUAGCUAGAGGCAAUUUUCAAUUGUGGAUUUUUUGUUGUUGUCUAUUGUUCUGAAGACUUUGCAUAAUUUAUUGGUUUAAUUUAUCCUAAUUUAUUUGAUGAAGGUGUACAAUUUUGUAUUACCAAGGAUGUACUGUAAUAUUAAUUGAUAUGAUAAAAAAAAAACAAUGAGACUCCCUGUCCAUAUUAAAAAAAGGAAAUAAAAAGGUGCAGUAGACAAUUGAUUUUAAAGUUAAAGUGAAAAAAAAAGUUAGUUUGGCAGCUAAAUUUUAAAAAGGAAAAAAAAAACACAUUGUUGGGGGGAGGGCGGGAGGGAAGGGGUUUUCCUUUGUGUGUUUUAAGCUUUUGUAUGACUCUCUCCAGACUCUUUCCUUUUGCUUUGUACACCUAAAGGGGAACAGUAGUCCGACUGCCUCGUGUGCCUUUCAUCUCCUCUCAAACUGAAUGUAUGUGCAGUAUAUAUAUGCAAGCUUGUGCAAAAUAAAAUAUACAUUACAAGCUCA